AUGGGCGGAUCCUGGGCUUUUCCAGGCUGAUGAUUUGCUGGAGAGGAGUGGAGCUUUUCCCUCCAGUCGGUUCCUUCACUCAGGGCUCAGGUUCUCUCCUCCAGCCCUGCCUCACUCACACCUUCUGACUCUGGAGGAGCAGCGGAACCGCUCAGCUCCAGAAGAGAGAGGCGCAGCACUUUUCUGGGGGGUUUGUGCCGGAUGGCAGUGUGAGAGUGAGCAGAGAGUGUGAGUGUGGGUGGGCGUGUGGGUGUGUGUGUGUUCGGAGUUCGGAGCGUGUUCGGAGCGUGUUUGGAGAGCCAGGCCAGAUCAUGGAUCAGCAGAGAUGGAGAUGCAAGUGGAGGUGGAAGAACCUGUGGAGCUUCACCGCACCGACCUUCAUCACCACACUCAUCCUCCUACAGCAGCAGGCCUCAGGAGCAUGGGCAGCUGACCCAGUGGAUGUCCUGAAGGUCCUAGACUUCCCGAGUUCCCCAGAAGGAGUAAAGAAAACACAGGGUUUCUGUGCCAUCAGGAGAGGAUCCAAACCAGAUGUGGCCUACAGGGUUGGGAAAAAGGCUCAGCUCAGCACACCCACCAAGCAGCUCUUCUCAGGUGGAGUCUUCCCUGAGGACUUUUCCAUCCUCAUGACCAUCAAGCCUAAGGCCGGAUUGCAGUCCUUCCUGCUGUCCGUGUAUAACGAGCAGGGAAUCCAGCAGCUCGGCGUGGAAGUCGGCCGCACUCCGGUGUUCCUGUAUGAAGACCAGCAUGGAAAACCAGCCCCAGAGGACUACCCGUUAUUCCGUACCAUCAAUCUAGCUGACGGCAAGUGGCAUCGCGUGGCGAUCAGCGUGGAGAAGAAGUCCGUCACGAUGAUUGUCGACUGUAAGAAGAAGGUCACCAAGCCAUUGAACAGAAGUGACAAGGCGGUCAUCAACACCGAUGGCAUCACGGUCUUCGGCACCAGGAUCCUGGAUGAGGAAGUCUUUGAGGGCGAUAUCCAGCAGCUGAUGUUGGUGGCGGACCCCCGGGCUGCGUACGAUUACUGCGAACACUACAGCCCAGACUGCGAAACACCACACCAGGAAACACCGCAGGCCCAGGAGCCCGAGGAAGAGUACACCACUGACUACACUGAAUACGGAGAGAUGUACGAGUACACAGACGGAGAGCUCACGCCCACCGAGGGCCCGGGUGGAGAGACCAAGAUGGAAACCAAGCCUGACACCUUUGACGCUGAAUAUUACACUGACGUGGACUACGGCACCGUUGAUGGAUCCAAACCUGAGAACCCAACAACAUCUGUCACAAGCGAGAACCCGGUGUAUGAAGAGGAGAUUGUGGACGAUUACAUCACCGGAGUGGACCAGGUUGGAGCUGAUCCCACUGCGGCCACAGAGGAAAGAGUGGAACAUAACAUGGAAACCGUGGAAACCGUGGAAACUGUGGAGGCCAAAGCCACUCAGGGCCCGGAGGUCACGGAUUUUAAGGAGUACGAUUUGAACGAGUACGAAGCGAAGGAGCUGGACCCGAAUCAUUACGAUGAUGGAUUUUACGAUUACACCACCAACGGAGGCAAACCCACCGUCUCUGCGUAUGAGGAUGAAAUCGGUCCUGCCGUCCCAGCGGAGACAGAUUUUUCAGAGAGCAGCGUGGGUGGUGGUUACGGAGGUGAGAAAGGGCAGAAAGGGGAACCUGCAGUCAUCGAGCCGGGGAUGCUUAUAGAAGGAGCCCAAGGACCUCCCGGUGCUCCUGGUAUUCCGGGGGCUCCAGGUAUCCAGGGUUCUCCAGGACUUCGUGGAGAUCCCGGUGAUAAAGGUCCUGCUGGGCGUCCGGGUCUGCCAGGUGCUGAUGGAGCUCCAGGUCCUUCUGGCACUGUCAUCAUGCUGCCGUUCCGGGCCGGCGGAGAGGCGUCUAAAGGCCCUGUGGUGACGGCGCAGGAGGCCCAGGCCCAGGCCAUCCUCGCCCAGGCCAGGCUGUCCAUGAGAGGCCCCCCUGGGCCAAUGGGUUUGACAGGAAGAUCCGGUCCAGUGGGUGGUCCUGGAGCACCUGGUCUUAAAGGAGAAGCUGGUGAUUCUGGCCCUCCGGGUCCAAGAGGCCUUCAGGGUCCCACUGGGUCACCUGGCAAAGCAGGAAAGAGGGGCCGCUACGGAGCGGACGGAGCCAGAGGAAUGCCUGGUGAGCCGGGAGCCAAGGGUGACCGAGGAUUCGACGGCCUUCCCGGUCUACCUGGUGAGAAAGGACACAGGGGAGAGCUGGGCCCCAUUGGGCCUCCAGGACCUCCAGGAGACGAUGGGCCCAGAGGCGAGGAUGGAGAGAUCGGGCAGAGGGGAAUGCCGGGAGAGAGUGGUCCCAGAGGGCUGCCUGGCCCCCGAGGCUCCCAGGGUACCCCUGGUCAGCGGGGUCUCUCUGGACUGGACGGUCCAGCUGGUCCUAAAGGAAACAUGGGUCCUUCAGGAGAACCAGGACCUCCUGGACAGCAGGGUAUCCCCGGCCCACAGGGUUUGCCUGGACCUCAAGGACCAAUUGGCCCUCCUGGAGAAAAAGGUCCUUCAGGGAAACAGGGUCUGCAUGGCUUAGCUGGAGCGGACGGUCCUCCUGGUCAUCCUGGUAAAGAAGGCCCUCCUGGAGAGAAAGGAGCAGCCGGUCAUUCUGGACCUCAGGGCCCCAUCGGCUAUCCCGGCCCACGCGGAGUGAAAGGUGCUGAGGGCGUCCGCGGGUUGAAGGGAGGCAAAGGAGAAAAGGGCGAGGACGGUUUCCCAGGGUUCAAGGGUGACAUGGGCCCCAAGGGUGACAAGGGAGAGUCUGGUGUGCUUGGGUCCAGAGGUGAAGACGGACCCGAGGGGCCGAAGGGAAAAGCCGGACCCACCGGAGAGGCUGGACCCGUGGGUCUGGCUGGAGAAAAGGGAAAGCUGGGCGUUCCUGGAUUACCCGGAUAUCCAGGACGACAGGGUCCUAAGGGUUCUACAGGUUUCCCUGGCUUUCCUGGAGCAAACGGAGAGAAAGGAGGGAGGGGAACCGCUGGCAAAGCAGGACCGAGAGGACAGCGUGGUCCAACGGGUCCACGUGGCGGGAGAGGAGCGAGAGGACCAACAGGAAAGCCGGGGCCGAAGGGUACCUCAGGGAAUGACGGGCCUCCAGGUGGUCCUGGAGAAAGAGGGCCUCAAGGACCACAGGGACCUGUUGGGCUCCCAGGACCAAAGGGUCCAAAUGGACCUCCAGGAAAGGAUGGGUUGCCAGGUCAUCCCGGACAGCGGGGAGAAACCGGUUUCCAAGGAAAGACGGGACCGCCAGGCCCUGGAGGAGUUGUCGGCCCACAGGGACCUACUGGAGAGACCGGCCCAGUGGGUGAGAGAGGCCAUCCUGGAUCCCCAGGACCCCCUGGAGAGCAGGGUCUUCCCGGAGCUGCUGGCAAAGAAGGUGGAAAGGGUGAUCCAGGUCCUCAAGGUGGUCCUGGUAAAGUCGGCCCUGCUGGGCUGAAAGGAUUCCCGGGGCAGAGGGGCCUGCCUGGCGCUAUGGGUCCAGGUGGGCUGAAGGGUGGCGAGGGUCCGCAGGGUCCCCCAGGUCCCAACGGGUCCCCAGGUGAAAGAGGGCCUGCUGGACCAGGUGGGCCAAUAGGAUUAACCGGGCGCAACGGACCUCAGGGACCCCCAGGACCUGCUGGAGAGAAAGGUGGACCGGGUGAGAAAGGUCCUCCCGGGCCCGCCGGCCGUGAUGGAAUCCAGGGUCCGGUUGGCCUUCCAGGACCUGCGGGACCUCAAGGACCUCCUGGAGAGGACGGUGAUAAGGGAGAAGUUGGAGAACCGGGUCAGAAAGGAAGCAAAGGAGACAAAGGAGAACAUGGUCCUCCUGGUCCAGGUGGUCUUCAGGGUCCAGUUGGAGCUCCAGGACCUGCUGGCAGUGAUGGAGAGUCAGGCCCCCGGGGUCAGCAGGGCAUGUUCGGGCAGAAAGGAGACGAAGGACCACGAGGCUUCCCUGGACUUCCCGGACCAAUCGGGCUGCAGGGAUUGCCAGGACCUCCGGGUGAGAAGGGCGAGACGGGUGAUGUCGGUGCGAUGGGUCCGCCAGGUCCUCCUGGUCCGAGAGGCCCUCAGGGGCCCAGCGGAGCUGAUGGAGCUCCAGGCCCUCCCGGCGGUAUCGGAGCGAUGGGAGGAAACGGAGAAAAGGGUGAGACGGGCGAAGCUGGCAACCCGGGACCUCCUGGAGAGCCUGGUCUAGGGGGUCCUAAAGGUGAAAUUGGAGAGAAGGGAGAGACGGGACCACCCGGAGCUGCCGGACCUGCCGGAGCCCGAGGACCACCCGGAGACGACGGUCCAAAAGGAAACCCAGGACCCAUUGGCUUCCCUGGAGAUCCGGGUCCACCCGGAGAGCCUGGUGUUGCUGGACUCGACGGCCUUGCUGGGGAUAAAGGAGAUGACGGAGAAUCUGGUCAGCCGGGUCCUCCUGGUCCAUCUGGUGAAGCCGGCCCACCGGGACCCCCUGGGAAGAGAGGUCCCAUUGGUCCAGCUGGAACUGAAGGAAAGCAGGGAGAGAAAGGCGCGAAGGGUGACCCAGGUGCUGAAGGACCGGUGGGUAAGACUGGACCUGUCGGCCCCCAGGGACCCCCUGGAAAGGCCGGAGCUGAGGGUCUAAGAGGAAUCCCUGGCCCUGUGGGUGAACAAGGACUUCCUGGAGCUGCAGGACAGGAUGGACCCCCUGGCCCACUGGGUCCUCCCGGUCUGCCCGGCCUGAAAGGUGACCCCGGCAACAAGGGAGAAAAGGGUCAUCCUGGGCUGAUUGGUCUGAUUGGGCCUCCAGGUGAACCAGGAGAGAAGGGAGACAGAGGCUUACCUGGACCUCAGGGAACAGCGGGAGGCAAAGGUGACACUGGUCUCGGAGGUCCUCCUGGUCCUCUUGGUCCUCCAGGUCCUCCUGGUAUUCCUGGAACACAAGGACAAAAAGGAUCUAAAGGAUCUUCUGGUCCAGCAGGUCAGAAGGGAGAGCCUGGAUUGAUAGGACCCCCCGGACCACCUGGUCCUGCUGGUGACAUCAUCCAGCCACUGCCCAUCCAGAUGUCCAAGAAGUCGAGGAGGUCACCAGACAUGCAGGACGAUGAAGCGGCCGGAAUGAUGGACUACGGCAUGGAGGGCAUGGAGGGAAUAGAGGACGUAUUCGGUUCCCUCAACAACCUCAAACUGGACAUCGAGCGUAUGAAGUUCCCUCUGGGCACGCAGGACAAUCCGGCCAGAACCUGCAAGGACCUCCAGCUCAGCCAGCCGGACUUCCCUGAUGGGGAAUACUGGAUCGAUCCCAACAUGGGAUGCAUAGGCGACUCCUUUAAAGUGUACUGUAACUUCACUGCAGGAGGUGAAACCUGCAUCUACCCUGAUAAAAAGUCCUCUGGAGUUAGAAUAUCUAACUGGCCGAAGGAGACGCCAGGCUCCUGGUUCAGUGAAUUCAAGCGUGGGAAAAUACUUUCCUACGUGGACGUGGAGGAGAGCUCGAUCACCUCGGUCCAGAUGACGUUCCUCAAGCUGCUGAGUUCUUCAGCCCGGCAGAACUUCACCUACAUCUGCCACCAGUCCGUGGCCUGGCACGACGCCAAAUCCGACAGCUACGACAAAGCGCUGCGCUUCCUCGGCUCCAACGACGAGGAGAUGUCGUAUGACAACAAUCCGUUCAUCAAGGCCGUCUCAGACGGCUGCUCGCUGAAGCAGGGCUACGCGAAGACCGUGCUGGAGAUAAACACGCCCCGUAUCGAUCAGGUGCCCAUCAUUGACGUCAUGUUGAAUGACUUUGGAGAUGCUAACCAGCGGUUUGGUUUUGAGGUAGGCCCGGUCUGCUUCCUCGGCUGAAGGGCUUCCUCAGGUCAGGACGGGUCGAGCAGUGUGGACAGCUAACAUCGCCACACAAGCACAUACAUACACACACAUACACACACGCACACACCUACACACUCUUUUGUUGGCUAACACCAGCGCGGCACAGUCACCACGGGAAUGUUCACCGUCCUCGUGUGGCCGCAACGAAAACGACUGAGACCUGCAUCCGGAGAACCAACGUGAGGAAAGACGUGAACUGACUGGAGAACAGUGGUGCACUUUCAAAAAAAACAGAGGAUCACUUCCUUUCUCCAUCCAUCCAUCCCUCCAUCCAUCCCUAACCAAGCCGAAUCCGUCCAUCUGACCCCAGCCAAGCCCAAUUUUACAGUUAUGCAAAAUCCCAGUGCCAGUCUUAAUCCCAGCAUCAGUCUAAAUCCUAAUCCCAGUUUUACAGCUGAUCUUAAACCCUAAAUCUCUAAAGGUCUGUACCAACACAAUUUCAUAGCAGAGAAUGAAUAAUUUAUAACAAUAAGUCUAAUCAUAAGAAUAAUUCGCCUACUGGCAGGUUAUUAUUUACAUUGUUCUUAUCGGUGCUUCUUCACAUUCAUCCAUUUAUCUCCAACAUUUUAGACUUUUCCUUUAAGAUUAAUAACCAAGUAAGUCAUUUUGGGCAUUUUCUCUCCCAAUCCUAAUCCCAAUCCCACUGUCCUUGGAUGUUCCUCCAGGUGCUUCCUAGAAAACACCCCCCAGCAGCGGCUCUCGUCCUAAAUACCCGAAAACUUGAGGUGCUAUGGAAAGUGCAUUGUUUAAAUAUAACUGUAAUUAUUAUUUUGUACAUUGCUGUUCUUUCUGAUUCAGCCUUCAAACCUUGCAUGUGUAUCAGAAAUGCAUCUGACUCUUUCAUCUGAUGAAAUGUUGGUACCUAUACAGAGAGAGUUUUUCUCCAGAUAUGGUUCGUUUUUUUAAUGUUUGUUUUUUAUUUUUACCCUGAUGUCAUCACUCCAAUAAAAUCAGCAUUCAAAAGCAUUCCAUAUUUGUAAUGAUAGAGCAUCCCUCUUGUAGAUAUUGUCCACUUUAAGCAAAGACGGGUGUCCAAAUUUUCAAUUGGCCGGCUGUUAAAUUUCAGCAGAUUGUGAAGGAGCAGCUCGAAAGUUUGAGGCAUGAGAUGUUUGUGGACUUUGAUUUGACCCACUGAUGUUCUGUGUUCUGACGUGGUGGCGUUGAGGCUGUGCUGAUCUGAGCACUUCUCCCGUGCAGUCCUGACUCAGAGGAGAGCUCCACCCAUCUUCUCCGUGGUUUGGUGUUGAAUGGUUCUCAGAGUUCUUCACAGCGGUGGUGACGUGUUUGGAUGUAAUAUUAAUGGUGGUGAAAUUGUGGUAAAUCUGGUUUAAUACGUUUCUGUGAGGGAGCUUUUAAAGGCGUUAACUGUCCUAAUAUCUUUGACCCCGUUCAGCAUUUAGUGUCUUUAAAUAAAUUAUUCUUUUAAUGACUAUUUCUAAAUCAGGGCCGUCAAUCUCAAACACUAACUGGCUAUUGUUUGUUCAAAAUACGCCGAAACUACAACGGCAAAAAACAGACGCUGAAUACUUGAACAAUUAAAAAGCAAUUUUAAAUAAAAAUUCAUUAUUUUAUAUAAAAUAACUAAAAUCACUACAUUAGUGGCAUUUCACUGUCAUUUAAAAAUUCAUUUAAUUUAAAAAUUAAAAGUCCCCAGAGUGCAGAGCUUUAUUAAAACUCGAACUGGACGCCUGCCCUGGCAUCUCUGUUCUGUUCUGUUUGUUUUUGUGGGGCAGACCCAUAGAUCAUUGCUGGGGAGGGGGUGGGAGCACACAUUUCGUUGCAGUGCAUGCUGGGAACUGUAGUGCAGUCAUAGAAUAGUCAUAGAAAAUGAAAGUAAUUUUGCUGGCCGGAUACGACUUUUGUGUUUGACACAUGGGUCCUAAAUUAAUGAGCACAACUGGGCAUCAAAUUAACCUGUUUUCAAUGUCCUGUACUUAUUAUUAGCACAUCUUCAGGGUUCUUUGGGGUCACGUUGACCCCAGACUGUUUUAACUGUACAAAACACAAGACGUUUUAAUAUUUCAGACACAUUUGGCUGUUCUGGAUGACAUUGAUGCCACUGUUACAGCCGAUUAUAUAAUCUCCCCUCUACUUUAGGGGCCUGACCUAAUAGAACCGCAUCCGUAGCAGCGCUAGAACCACUGAUGGGUCACACCACGCCAGAUCUCUGAUUUUUAGACGUUGAGAUUUAAUUGCUCAGGGCAAGAAUAAAAGAUGUUAGUAAAUCUGAGAGCUAUUCCACAUCGGACCACUCUGACCGACUUUGUUUACACCUUGACGGUUAAAUUCCGUAGAAAUUUGGAAAGAUCAGUGGAGCCGUCCUUUUCUCAGACUGACUCUAGAGGUAUAUUCCUCUUUAAGGAAGUGCGAGGAACCCUGUCCUCACUGAAAAACAUGACGAAUUAACGUGAUUGAAAUGUGUGCAUCAUUUCUGCGUGAAAAAACACAGUUUGUUUACUUUUAGUGUAUUUUAUUCACGUGAAAAUGACGGGAAUCGAGUAAAUCCAGCUCAUUGCUUGAGUUUAUGUCUAUAUAUGUGGGGAGGGAGGUGAUAAACACCUGUUCUGCUCUGUUGUGAAUGGCAACACUGCCCAGCUCUCAGAUGCUCUGUGAUCAGAAUGGGGACGUGAUUUUCGUCAGUUCAUCAAUAUUAAAACUGGAUUUUGCCCAGCUCUGUAUUAGAUGUGUUAAUUGUGGACUGUGUGUAUGAAUCGGUCAGCCAUGCAUUUUUGUUCUGUGUGCUGUUUUUACUACAAGGCUUUGCUGCAUUCCUCGUAUUUAAGCUUCUGUGGUACGAUGUGUUCAGAUGGUGUGGUUUUAUCUUGCAAGGCUCCGGCCGUUUUGUUUGAUUUCUUCAUAUUUCUUUUGUUUCCUCUCUCUGGAUCUGUGUGUGUCCCUCAGUCCCCCUCCAGAUACAUGACAGUAGACUUCUAAAUUUAUACGCUCGUGUAAUUUUGCCUAUAAUUUAUGUAAAACCUGGAAUAAAUGAUUGGUACAAAUAGGUA
Molecule: messenger RNA, 8845 nt
Organism: Pygocentrus nattereri (red-bellied piranha)
Lineage: Eukaryota; Metazoa; Chordata; Actinopteri; Characiformes; Serrasalmidae
Gene: col11a1b
Product: collagen, type XI, alpha 1b
Exons: 67
Coding region: 312-5813 (1833 amino acids)
Molecular function (GO): extracellular matrix structural constituent
Source: RefSeq, a predicted model, not a curated record